Acytostelium subglobosum LB1 is the source of this 714-nucleotide messenger RNA. RefSeq lists its product as hypothetical. The transcript has a single exon. The record is from RefSeq and is a predicted model, not a curated record. Lineage: Eukaryota; Evosea; Eumycetozoa; Acytosteliales; Acytosteliaceae. The coding region runs from base 1 to 714 and encodes 237 amino acids.
AUGAAGACUAUUUCUUUCUUAUUGAUAUUAUUAACUCUACUAGUUAUUAAUGAUCAAUUGGUUUUGGCUCAAUUCCAGAGUGGUACCAACUCCUACUGGGCUACAACUACAUCGUCAUCAACUACCGUCAAACCAGGAUCCACAACCUCUGCUUCCCCAUCUACAACUUCCGCCACUCCCUCUACCACCGGUGCUGCUGCUUCCACCACCUCGCCAUCGACAACCACAGUCAGACCAGGAACAACAACAUCAUCAGCAUCGACUACUCCGUCAACAACUGGAGGUACACCCAAGCCAACCAAUACAACCAGUAAUGUAUUGACUGCAGUGCUAGUGACAUUGUCACAUCUCCCGCUGACAAGCUCCUCUGUCUCGGCGUCAUCAGCAAGUGGAGGUCUAUCUGGUCAGACUCAGUCCUCUUCCAUGGCCUCCGCAUCAUCACAAUCUGCAAGUGCCUCGGGAUCUGGUGGUCAACAAUCAAGUUCCAUGUCCAGUGGAAUGUCCGCUUCUUCAGCAGCAGCAGGUGCCUCAUCGGCCAGUUCUGCAACACCAACAGCCAGUUCAACUUCACCAGGAGGUGUUGCUCCAACAUCUGCCCCGGCUGUCAACAUCCCAGACUGGGGAGACCAAUCAUGGUAUAACUCUCUAGGAAACAGGAUACAUGUGCCACAUUCCAUCUUGUUGAUGAUCUUGAUCUUGAUUGUGGUUCAAUGA